GUGGGUUCUUGGUUCAUUGCCGCUUUGGAGCAAGAAAUGAUGGGGGCGAUUCUUGGAAUAGGGCUUUCCUGGCUGGAGCGCUAUAUAUAUGAUUACCUUGUGAAGAGGCAAUUGCAUGCUUCUGCUAAGGCAUUCCAAGCUGAAACCAAAGUGCCUACCGCUCCUCCUGUUAUCGAAGCACCUGGUGGUUUUUUGCUGGAAUGGUGGUCUGUGUUCUGGGACUUCUUCGUUGCAAGGGCAAAUGAAGCGCAGCAGCAGCAACAGCAGCAGCAACAACAACAGCAGCAGCAGCAACAACAACAACAACAUCAACAACAACAGCAGCACCAGCUGCAGAGAAGAGACGGCGGCCAUAAUCCGAAUGCAGCUGCAAAUUCAUCGCUUGCUGGUAAUGAUGCUCCAAGACACACAUCUCCAACUGCCAGUGCUAUGGCGACAAAAUUGUACGAGGAUAAGCUGAAGCAUCCACUUCAGAGAGAGUCAUUGGAGGAUGCAGCUAAGAAGCUGGAUUGGGAGGCCAGCCUCAAGGGUAAUUCUUGUCCUGCUUUGUUCGAUUAUUGGGUGUCUAGAGUUCAGCUUUUGAAAUCACUCUUGUACAUAUACUUGGGCAGUCAAACUAUGCAUGGUCCAGCUGGAAGUUGGGGAAAUCUGCAACAUUCUCAUAACCGAAAUCAGCAACUACCUAUGUCCUCUCAGGAUGACAUAAACAAUGAGAUGAGUACAAUGAUGAUUCCUUGGUCUUCUGGUGCAGAAGGAAUGUCAGUUGGAGUUCAUGGGCUGAAUCAAGGCGGAAGCAAUUUGCCACUGGAAGGAUGGCCCUUAACUGAUCAAUUUGGUCUUCUUCAGCAUCAAAGGUUGAUGCAAAGUCCUCAGCAGCUUAGUAACAUUGGAUCACCAAUGCAAGUUGGUUCCCAUGGAAUGCCACGAGACACGGAUAUUCUAGUCAAUUUACAGCAGAAACAACUUCAAGACAACAACCAGCAACUGUACCCGCGACUCCCACUUUCAAGUCAACAGGCACAAAAUUCAAAUCCCUUGCUGCUGCAGCAGCAGCAGGACAGAAUGAUUGGUUCUGGUGGCAUUACUGCAGAUGGUAGCAUGUCAAACACCUUUCACAGAACUGACCAGGCUGAUAUGGAUAUGAUUCUAGAUGACAAAACUCUGGAUGAUAAUGUCGAAUCUUUCUUUUCGCAUGAUUCUGGCGAUCCAAGGGACAAAGUUGGUCUGUCUACUGAUGUCACUAAAGGUAGGUCUAAGGCUAAAGUAUUUUCAUGGCUAGGAUUCAAAUUUUCGGAGAUCCGGGUCCUGCCAGCCAGCACAAGUAAAGUUGAAUGCUGUCACUUCUCAUCAAAUGGAAAGCUGCUUGCUACUGGCGGACAUGACAAAAAAGUGACACUUUGGAGCACAGAAUCUUUCACAGUAAAUUCUGCACUUGAAGAACAUUCACAGUGGAUUACUGAUGUCCGUUUCAGCCCAAGCAUGUUGAGACUUGCUACAUCUUCUGCUGACAGAACUGUUAGAGUUUGGGAUGCUGAUAAUGCAGGCCACUCACUUCGGACCUUCACAGGACAUUCUGCAAGUGUCAUGUCAGUUGAUUUCCACCCUACUAAAGAGGACCUUUUAUGUUCUUGUGAUGGUAAUAAUGAGAUGCGCUACUGGAGUAUCAAGAACGACAGUUGUGCUGGAGUUGUCAAGAAUGCUAUGAAGAUGAGAUUUCAACCUCGCCAUGGAAGGCUCCUUGCAGCAAUGGCUGAAAAUUUGGUUUACAUACUGGAUGUCGAAACUCAAGUUGGGAAACUCGAAUUACAGACUCUGGAGCUGUGGGACAUGGCUGAAAACAAGACGAUGACCAUUCAAGCACACGCGCAAAAGGUUUCCGCCUUGGCAGUAUCAAGCGACAACGCCUUGGUAGCUACAGCGAGCCACGACAUGGUUGUCAAGCUCUGGAAGUGA
This is a messenger RNA of Linum tenue, 1953 nucleotides long. Lineage: Eukaryota; Viridiplantae; Streptophyta; Magnoliopsida; Malpighiales; Linaceae. The record is from the annotation of a GenBank genome assembly.